AUGGAGGGCCUCGUCAAGGCCGUCGGCAAGGCGACGGCGCCCUGGUGGUCCUCCACCUCCUACGAGGACGAGUUGGAUGCCACGGACGCGGCCUGGGUGCGCAAUGGUAAGUCCGAUUCCCUCGACUCGAGCGAAGCGUGCUCACCUAGAAGGAGGUCCUUUGGGGACAGUCCUAGGCCGAUACCACCUUUGGAUGAAGAUCCCCGUGGAAGAAAGCCGUCCUACGAGGAGGAGGUCAAGGACGCCUCUCCCGUUAAAAAGCCCGAGUCCUGGACGUGUCCCCAGUGCACCUUCCUGAACGUCGAGAACCACGGGAAGUGCGGCGUCUGCGGUUCGGCGCGACCGCGGCCGCCGCCACCGCCGGAGAUGCCUUCUAGUUUUCGGAAAGCUAAACUAGGGCGAGGGUCUGGUAUCUCGCUGUCGCCGGACGCCAAACGACUCGCCGCUCUGCUGAACGUCGACGCCGACACGGUCGUCGUCGUGAAGCCGGGCUACGAGCCGCCUCCACCAAAGGAGGGUUUGGAUGAUGCCGAGGACGACGCGACCACGGCAACGGCCCGUGCGGAAUCAAAGUUCAUGCGCCCCACGCCAUCGACGCGAUGGUGUCUCCAUCGCGGCAUCUGCUCGAUGGCGUGGCGGUUCUACGCCAUCGACGCGACGUUUCCCGUCACCGCAUCUGCUCGAUGGCGUGGAGGUCACGAGACUCACCGGUUGAUGUCCACGCAGGUCACGGACCCGCGGCCCAAGUCCUCACCGAGUGUGGACGGCGCGAACGAGCAGGAGGCCUACGGCGUGGCCGUGUCGUUGUUAGUCGCUGGUCUGCGACCCGACGACUUGGAACAGCGGCUCCAAUCCGAGGGCUGGUCGCCAGAGAUCUCGGCGAAGGUCUCGCGGGAUCUGGGCAAGUUGGGAGCCGGCCUUUCGAGGCACAACAAGCCGGAAACACCCGCGUCGAAGCCGUCGCCCGACGCGUUGAACGCCAUGCUCGCCAAGCGCCAGCCGCAGCUCAAGAAGCCCGAACAACCGGAUCCGCUGGCGGCCUAUCUCAAGAUGAAGAAGUUCGGCGUCGCCGCCGAAGGAGUGUUAGCAAGGAUGCAGAUGGACGGCUGCAGCGAGCAGCUGAAGGCGAGGUUCCGGAAGCUCCACAAGCUGGAGCCGACCGAGUCCGUAUCCCAGGAGAGGACGGUCACGUCGCCGACGAGCCCCGCCGAGCCGCAACGCGCGACGAUCGCUUUGCACUGGGAGAAGAUGGACUCCCACGCCAAAAAGAGUGUGUGGAACGGCGGCGAUACUUUUGCGGAAUUAGAUGGUGAAUUAGAUGCGGAGGAUUUAACUGAUUUGAAGGACAUCUUCAGUGCGAAGGCGUCGACGGCGCCGGUGCGACGGAAAAGCCCGCAGCACCUGGCGAUACGGGCGUCGCCGCUCGAUGCGAAACGGGCCCAGAAUGCGACCAUAGCGUUAGCUAUCGCUUCUCGCAAGUUCCGAGGCGAUUUUGACAGGGUCUGGCGCGCCGUUGCGGAGUGCGCCGCCGCGUUGCCGAUCGAUGCACUUGAGAGGUUACAGGAAGUCCUCCCCACAAAAAAGGAGACGGAAUCGGUCAUCCAGUGGUUCCACGCGGAGCGGGCGGCGCGGCCCAAUGUAGCUGCAUAUAACUUAGGCUCGCCGGCCGAGCGCUUCAUUCUGGCGACUUCUCGCGUCCCUCGGCACCAGGAGUAUCUGCAAGCGGCGAAAUUAAGAGCAAGUUUCCAGGAGCGCUACGACAAGAUCGACGAGGGGUCGCGCGUGGCCAUCGACGCCGCGCAAUCGUUAGUACAAAGUCGAGGCUUGACUUUAGUAUUGCAACGCAUUUUGGCCGUCGGGAACGCCAUGAACGCCGGCACGUCCAUCGGCGACGCGCGCGGAAUUAGAUUGGGCUCGCUGCUCGCGAUCGUGAAGACCAAAGGACGAGAUAGACAAACCUCGGUGCUGGACUACGUCGUCCAGGGCCUGCUGAAGCGGGGCCACGCCCGCGUGUUGACGGAAGUCGUCGUGUCCCUGAAGACGAAGGUCGCCAACGCGUCACGAGUGCCCAUCGAGGACUUCCGCAAUGAAGCUAGAAGACUCAAGGCCGGUCUGGCCACGGUCCAGAAGCUGAGAGCUGAAGCGGACUCGGACCUCAGGAAGGAGGAGAACGAUUCGUUAUCGAGGGAACGGUCGCUCAUGGGCGCGCGCGACCCUUGUAGGCGUAGAAGGAAGUGGGCCUCCUCCGGGAGUCAGAUGUCAAUAGCACGAGCCUCGGCGCACGCGUCGGCCGGGCGGCGAGUGGCACGAUUAGGCUCCUUCUGUGAUCAAUCAAGGCGGUCCUUGGAUGCGCUGGAUCGACGACGCUUGGCACCCAUGGCGCUGAAACUGCGCGCCGUCUGCGAGUACUUUGGCGAGCCGGUAGCUGAUGAUGCGGCCGCGCCCGCGAAGGCGUCCUACGUGUUUACGACGGUGGGUGCGUUCUUGCGGGCCCUCGAUGGGGCCGUGGCCCAGGCUUCUAGGGUUGCGCGGCGGGAGGCGUCCUUGCAGAAAUCUUUAGCGGUCACGCGGCGCGCGUCGUCGGGGGAUGUGGAGGUUGAACGAGGAGAGAGGGACAAUCGUCCGAGAAGACGGGCACAUAGCGCUGUUCUUACUUAA
Messenger RNA from Pelagomonas calceolata, 2658 nucleotides. Lineage: Eukaryota; Pelagophyceae; Pelagomonadales; Pelagomonadaceae. The record is from the annotation of a GenBank genome assembly.